This is a messenger RNA of Heterobasidion irregulare TC 32-1, 1413 nucleotides long. RefSeq lists its product as uncharacterized. NCBI's taxonomy places the organism in Eukaryota, Fungi, Basidiomycota, Agaricomycetes, Russulales, Bondarzewiaceae. The transcript has 5 exons. Gene Ontology annotation, molecular function: protein dimerization activity. The record is from RefSeq and is a predicted model, not a curated record. The annotation marks the transcript as partial.
GGCCCGCUGUUGGAUAAAGCAGUUGAGAUGGCAGUGGGGAAGGUACAGGCUCGGGUCAAGGGUGGGCUGGCAACGGGUGAGUGUGAUGGAUGGACAAAUGGGUCAAAGACUCCAGUUGAGACUUCGAUGAUGACAGUGGCAAACGAGCACUACCUUGUUCGCACACAUGAUCUGUCAGGCCAGCCAAAGACAGGUGACAAUCUAUAUGCAAUAAUAAAAUCCGACAAGCAGUACAUCGAGGAUACAUACCUUGUCGAAAUUAUUGCGUGGAUUACAGACGAUGGGCCAGAUGGAAAGAAGGCACGUCGUCUUCUGCAUCAGGACCACCCUUGGAUCAUCGUGUCCGUAUGUUGGGCCCACCAAAUCAAUCUUAUCGUUGGUGACUACCUGAAACAAAACCCAAUGCUCAAGCUUUAUGUCAACCAAGCCAUUAAGGUCAUCAAAUGGUUUCGAGAUCAUGACUUACCCCGUCAAUGGCUCAAUCAAGAACAGCUUCUUGAUCACCCCCAUGCUUUAGCCCUUGUCCUUCCCGUUAUCACUCGCUGGAUGUACCACUACCUCUCGAUAUCUCGUCUUCUUACGGUCUCAGGGCCGUUGCGGGCUUUGUGCAUGAGGCGAGAGAAUGAUAUCCUGAACUGUGCAGGACGAGACAAUGAGGCAAAGCAGAGGGUAGAGGAGGUGAUGGGCAUUGUGGAGGACCCUGAGUUCUGGGAUCAGAUCCGCCGUGUUCAGGCGCACCUUGAGCCCCUGGCCAUUGCAAACAACAUUGCUCAAGCUUCGUAUACCCGAUUUGACCACAUACUCCUCACUCUCGGCAAUCUCUUCCAUGUAUAUGGCGAUCACAAACUUGAUGCACUUGUUCCAAUCUUCACAACAUGGGCGAACCCAUACAUCCGGGGUCGACCAUUUAACGGCAACAUCCUUCCUCAGGCCUUAUUAGUUCGCAUUGCAAUGGAUCUCUUCAAGCGGGUAUAUGGAAGGGAGGCAAACUUAGAUUUCUGGGAGGCAUGUACUGAGUAUCACCAUUGCCAAGGUCGGUUUUCGGAUGAGAACAUGGCUCUUUCAUUCGUACAACAGGCUUGCAAGAAAGAGGGCAAGGAGUUGGAUGUUGUCCGAGUAUGGCAUGCUCUUGAAGAUGAGAAGGCAGGCCCCGACUUUAACGGUCACCAAGGCCUUAUCAAGCUUGCAAUUCGUCUUCUCAGUAUCAUUGUCAACUCUGCGGGAUCGGAACGCAGUUUCACAAAGUUCGGUAACAUACAUACCAAACUCCGCAACCGCCAAUCCACCUCUUCGAUGCACAAGAUCACGACUGUACGCAUGGACAUUGAACGUGACCAUGCCGACUCGAAACACCAACGGCUCAAGCGCAAGUUCAGUGAUGUUGAUGGCAAAGAGUCCACUGAUCCAACAACU